UUUGUAGAUAGCAGUCCUUUCCACCACAGUAAUAGUACUCUGACGGCCUAGGAGGGAAAACACACAACCAAACCAGAAGUGUUUGGAUACAGUGGGAAACGAAAGGAGAGGAAAAUCUAACAUCGGCUCACAUUACUGGACCAUGGCGUCGGCAACCCAACCAAAGAGAAUGGUGUCUUCUGUCUUCAUCACCCUGGCUCCUCCGUACAGAGCCACGCUGACCAAGCCCCAGCACACUCUGCAGACCCACCGGGCCCCGGCCUGGGACCAGCAGCAGGCCGCCGUGCGCGUGGAGCCCCGCGGCGGUGACGGCUUCCGACCGGCCGGCCAAAGACACCGGAAAGACAGCAGCCCGUCUGAGCUCAGGCCCAGCGGGGGUACGGCGCCUGCAGCGACCUGCGGGUCGGACCCCACUGGUCCCACUGACCCACACGUUAGACCAGCAGGGCUGCACAAGGACAGCCUGCCGGAAGUGCACAUUCCCGUACCCCCUCCUGCACUGCUGUAUCCAAAGCCCUCUGAAGAUGAUGAUGUGUACCUCGCUGGGCUUGCAUCUCACCAAGAGGGGUUCUCCCCUCAGCCCUCAACACCCGCUCACCCACUAAGUCAGAUAAGUCAGCAACAGAAAAGGACCCCAUCUAGUGGAGACGAUUCAGGCCAACAGUCCCAUCGGACCCCACCCAUUGAGGUGGACGGCAUUCUGGAGAGUAACGAGCUGUGCGGAUUCUGUAGGAAGACAGUGGCUCUCGCUGAACCUGCCAUAGAGGCUUUAAACAGGACCUACCACGACAGUUGUUUCCAAUGUAGACAGUGUCAGACCCCACUGGCAGGUAAACUGUACUACAACAAAGCUGGAAUCCCACUGUGUGAGGAAUGCUACCAGGCCAGUUUGGAGCUUUGCUGGGCAUGUGGUGACACAAUCAAAGACCUUGUGAUUCGUGCACUGGAGCGUACGUACCAUCCUGCAUGCUUCACAUGUGCAACAUGUUAUCAGCAAAUUGGAGAGCAAAGAUUUGCUCAGGGAGAGGUUGGCGAAGUCUACUGCAUACAGGACUACUACAGAAAAUACGCCCCCCAGUGUAAUGCCUGUAAGCAGCUGAUCAUUCCCAAAGAAGACGGCACCGAUAGCUACACUGUAGAAUGCCAGGGCAACUCUUUCCAUGAGGACUGCUACCGUUGUGAGAUCUGUGCCAUCCAGCUCUCUCCUGAUCCGAAUGAACAUGGAUGCCAUCCCUUGGAUGGGAGGAUGCUUUGCAAAGACUGUCAUCUGAGCCUGGUUUCUGCCUAGCAAUAACAUCAAAUCAUAAACAAGGAGUGACCAAUAAGAAAGUAACCAUAAUGCUGGUUAAAAAAAGAAAAGGUGAAUGACUUGUCUUGUACGUUUUAAGACUGGAACUUGAAAUGGAAACCUUUUGACCAAAAUGAAAUGAUAAUGGUUAUAUGACCAAAAUGAAUAAUUUAGAAUACAAAAUAUGUAUGCUUUCAUUAGGCCUAUACUUUUUAAUUUUGCACUGUUUAUUUCAUUACACAAUGCACCAGAUAUAUUUAUUCAACAAUUAUGCAAAACACUAUGGUAAAAUGUACAGCAUUGGUUUUAUUGUAUUUUUUUUACAUUCUUACGAAUAUAUCACAAUCAUGGUAUUCUUUUGUAUAAAAAAAAUAAACUAAUAUAUAUUUUCUGUAUGCAUGAGUUUAUUUUCAAACUUUUAUUGAUCGUGGGUAUUCAAACCAAAUAUAAGUGUAUAGGCAUAGCCGAGCAGAGCUGGUUCCAGAAUGCAGAAGUCGCUUCUCUUUCUAUUAUAACUACCUAUCUAACGUGAACUAACUAUGCUAAUGCUUACAACUUUGAACAGCCAUUCGCGCUUCCUAGGUCCACCAGCUUAUCCUUAUACAACUCAAAUAAACAUCGACUUCGUCAAUUGAUAAAAAAAAAAGAAGGCAUACAGAGCGAAAUAAUCAUUCACAAACAUGAGCCGAUAAGGUUGAUCAUAUUUUGAACUUAAACUUAAAUGAUCAUCUUGUCCAACCUAGGGUUGUUUUUUGUCGUAUCUUAAAUGGUUAUAAUUGUUUUAUACAUGACAACAUUAUGAAAUGAAUAUUGUAUGUGUAUAAAUUAUCCCCUUCACGUGUGUUGGGAUCCUUAAUCAUAAUGAUCUACAUUACUGUACAUUGUUCCUAGAAAUA
Molecule: messenger RNA, 2184 nt
Organism: Gadus chalcogrammus (walleye pollock)
Lineage: Eukaryota; Metazoa; Chordata; Actinopteri; Gadiformes; Gadidae
Gene: fblim1
Product: filamin binding LIM protein 1
Exons: 8
Coding region: 143-1288 (381 amino acids)
Biological process (GO): cell-cell adhesion
Cellular component (GO): stress fiber; focal adhesion
Molecular function (GO): filamin binding
Source: RefSeq, a predicted model, not a curated record